Molecule: messenger RNA, 3358 nt
Organism: Oryza sativa Japonica Group (Japanese rice)
Lineage: Eukaryota; Viridiplantae; Streptophyta; Magnoliopsida; Poales; Poaceae
Product: disease resistance protein Pik-2-like
Biological process (GO): defense response to other organism
Molecular function (GO): ADP binding
Source: RefSeq, a predicted model, not a curated record
AACAUGUGCUAAAAAGUCAACGGUGUCAAACAUUUCGAAACGGAGGGAGUAGUUUGUUCCGCCGGCCGUGCAUCCAUGCCUUAACACCUUUUAUCAUGUCUGAUAUCAGACGUACGUAUGGGUGUGGGUUAAGUAGCAUAUCUGUCAAUUAGUAAUCAACUCACAAUUUCGUGGCUAAGAAUUUACCGAGCAUCACACUUUGACGCGCUAACUAGUUUAAUCCAGAAGAAAUCCAAAAGAGUGGCUGCUGGGAACGACCUUUGGUCCAGCAGCGAACUCCAUACGGCAUGAACAAAACACUCAGGAUUAUAAAUGAAAGCCAUGACCCAAUCUUGAUGGCAUUCACCAUUUCACCACACAAAGGUUGCACAAUCUGCAGUUGUUGAUUCUCGCUUCCUCCUAAGCUACUUCGUUCGUCGAUCUUCCUCGUGGUUGCAUUCCGGAAAUGGAGCGCGCAUCGGUGAUCGGGGGCACCAUGGUCUCGCUCAUGGUGAAGCUCAGCUCCAUCGCCGGGCCGAGGUAUUCGCUAAUGGCGGGCGCGAGGAGUGAUGUCAUCUUCCUCGGGGCCGAGCUCGAGAGCAUGCACGCCUUCCUCGAGAAGCUCUCCGGGGUGGACGGUCCGGACCCUCAGGUGAGGUGCUGGAUGAAGGAGGUGAGGGAGCUGGCCUACGACGUCGAGGAUUGCAUCGACGAGUUCAUGCACCGUGUCGAUGUCGUCCAUGGUGCCGUGACCUCUAACCAUGGCUUCAGCAGCCUUAGGGGUUUGGUGAGCCAUGCCACCCGGCUCGUGGCCGUGGCUUGGAUGCACCACCGCCUCGCCAGUGAGCUCAAGGGCCUAAAGGCCCGUGCCAUCGAGGUGAGCGAACGGCGAUCGAGGUACAAAUUGGGGGAUGACAUAGGGAUGCUAGGAGGCUCGGCCAUGGCCACCGACCCACGGGUCAGUGUCCUCUACGCCGACACACCAGAUCUCGUUGGGAUUGAUCGACCAGCGAGUGAAAUGGUCAACUGGUUAACUGAUGAUGUGUGCACUCUCAAGGUGCUCUCAAUCAUCGGGUUUGGUGGUUUGGGAAAGACGACUCUCGCCAUGGAGGUGUACCGUAGAGUUGGAGGGCAGUAUAGUUGCAAAGCUUUCGCAACUGUAUCACAAAAGCUUGACACGAAGAAGCUCUUGAAGGACUUGUUAUCGCAGAUUGCACAAAAUGAGGUUGACCACAUGGGCACUUGGGAGGAAGGUCAACUCAUUCGCAAGCUUAGAGAGUGCCUACUGAACAAAAGGUACUUCAUCAUAAUUGAUGAUGUUUGGAGUAAAUCAGCAUGGGAGAAAGUGAGAUGUGCUCUACCUGAGAACAAUCAUUGCAGCAGGCUGCUAACAACUACAAGAAUUGACUCAGUAGCAAAGUCAUGUUGUUCUCACCCUGAUGAUCUCAUCUACAGAAUUGAACCACUCAAAGCAUCAGAUUCCAGAAACUUGUUUUUCAAGAGAAUUUUUGGCUAUGAGGAUGUAUGCCCACCACAGUUGAAGGAAGUUUCAGACCAGAUCUUGAAAAAAUGUUGUGGUUCACCAUUGGCAAUAAUCAGCAUAGCUAGCCUGUUAGCUAGCAAGCCUGUCAUGUUGAAGGAGCAGUGGGAAAAGGUGCUUAUAUCUAUAGGUUCUGCAUUAGAGAAGAACUCUGAUCUUGAAGGAAUGAAACAAAUACUUUCCCUCAGUUACUAUGACCUCCCUUACUACCUGAAGACAUGUUUGCUAUACCUCAGUUUGUAUCCUGAGGACUUCAAGAUUGAGAGGGAUAGCCUGAUCCAGCAAUGGAUUGCGGAAGGAUUCAUCGGCGAAGAAAGAGGCCAGUCUGUGGAGGAUGUAGCAGAGAGUUACUUCAAUGAGCUCAUCAACAGAAGUAUGGUCCAACCAAUGGAUAUAAAUUGUGAUGGUAAAGCUCAUGCUUGUCGGGUGCAUGACAUGAUGCUUGAGCUUAUAAUAUCGAAGGCAAUUGAAGAGAAUUUUGUCACUUUGUUAGGUGGUCAUCCUGUUGCAGCUAAACCGCAAGGAAUCACUCGCCGAUUAUCUAUCCAAUGUGAUAAAGAGAUUACCAAAACAAAAGGAGGAAUGAAUCUGCUUCAUGCUAGAUCCCUAAGUUUAUAUGUACAAGCUUGCCAGUUACCUCCAUUGUCCGAUUUUCGGGUCUUGAGAGUAUUAAAUCUUGAGGGAUGCCUAGGCUUGUGUGACAAUCAUCUGAAAGAUAUCAGCAUUUUGUUUCACUUGAAGUAUUUGAGCCUUUGUAGAACAUGGAUUUCAAAACUCCCACCAGAAAUAGGAGACCUGCAUAGUUUGGAAACAUUAGACAUAAGGGACACAAAUAUAGAAGAACUACCUGGAACCAUUAUUAGGAUUGUGCAACUGAAGUAUAUACUUAGUGGUGGCCAUACAUGGGGAAAAAUAAAGCUACCUGAUGGUAUAGGGAGCAUGGCAUCCCUAAGAGUCAUAUCUGGAUUCAAUAUUUGUUGUAGCUCGACCAAUGCAGUGCAAGAACUUGGUACUCUGAAAGGUUUAAGGGAGCUUACAAUCAACUGGACUGAUUUCAGCUCCGGCGAUAUGAAGCGCCAAGAGGCUAUGAUGAAUACUCUUGGCAAACUUGGCACAAGUAACCUCCAAUCUUUCGCGAUUUGCAGUCGCAACUUCGGUUCCCUGGAGUUCUUAGAUUCCUGGUCGCCACCACCAAAUCAUCUUCAGAGAUUUCGGCUGUCUGCAUACUACUUUCUCCCAAGAGUUCCAAGGUGGAUGGCAUCACUCUGCAAUCUCAUUCAUUUAAACAUUAACAUUGAAAAACUAUCAAAUGAAGACAUUCAGAUCCUUCAGGAUUUGCCGUCUCUACUUCAUCUCGACUUAUGGUUGAAAUCACCUCAGAAGGAGGACAAGAUAGUUAUUCAUGGAGUAGGCUUCCCAUACUUACAAGAGUUAAUCUUCAGUUGUGAAGGAACCUCUUUGAUAUUUGAACCAGCAGCUUUGCCAAAACUUGAGAGGCUACAGAUGGCAGUUCAUGUAAAGGAGGCAAAAUCAUAUGGUUACCAAUUUGGUAUUGAGCACCUUAGAUCACUCAAGAAAAUUUACAUCCAAUUAUUGUGUGCCGGUGCAAGUGCUCUAGACAUCAAGGAUGCUGAAGAUGCAAUCCACACAAUUGUGAAGUUUCAUCCUGGUCAUCCUAGGAUAGAUAUCCAAAAGUGUGGUAUGGACAUGCACUUAGAGGAGAGAAAUAAGAGGCAGCAUCCCGAAGAAACGAAUGUGCAAAACAUGAAUGCUAGCAAAGAAGAUAUGAACCAUGCCAACAAGAAAAGAAAAGAAUAUCAAAGCUCUAGUGCACAAUAA